This is a messenger RNA of Parascedosporium putredinis, 276 nucleotides long. The record is from the annotation of a GenBank genome assembly. NCBI's taxonomy places the organism in Eukaryota, Fungi, Ascomycota, Sordariomycetes, Microascales, Microascaceae.
AUGUGGGGGAAGGGGUGGUCCGAGAUGAUAAAGGGCCACUUUGUAUGCUGCGCGAUCUUGCCAGCAGCCGGUGCUGCGCUGGCAAAGCAGAGGGAAAAGGAUGGUGUGUUUAAAGACGGCGGCGGACACGCCGAAGUAGCGCUCGAAGCUGCGUCACACAGCUACUGGGUUGCGGCUGUGGAGAGGGGACAGGCGGCGACGAGCGGCCUCAACGAUGGCAGCACCAGUUUAAAGGCUUUAGACAAGUGCGGCGUUGGCAUCACCAAUGAACGCUAA